CGCCGACGACAAGAGGGUAAAACACACACACACACACCGGUGAACCAAUGGAAAGUGAAGCGAUUCAGGACGAGCUUCAAAGCUUAGAGCUCGAGAUCAAAGAUGUUCAAGGUCAGAUAAGUGCUUUGAUAGAGCAUCAAGACAGGUUGUACGAGAGAAAGUCUGAGCUUAAGACAUUGUUAAAAGCAGUUGCAGCUUCAGUAACACCUGUCGCAUCUUCUUGUCCUGAUGGCUCGAGUGCUGUGGAGAAUUGGUCCGAGCCAUUCGAGUGGGAUUCACGCGCUGAUGACAUUAGGUUUAACAUUUUUGGCAUAUCCAAAUACAGAGCUAACCAGAGAGAAAUAGUUAACGCUAUAAUGGCUGGUAGAGAUGUACUGGUGAUCAUGGCAGCAGGUGGGGGGAAGAGUCUUUGCUAUCAGCUUCCUGCUAUACUUCGUGGUGGUACAACUCUUGUUGUCAGCCCUUUACUUUCACUCAUUCAGGAUCAGGUUAUGGGUUUGGCGGCUCUAGGGAUUUCAGCUUACAUGCUGACUUCUACUUCUGGCAAGGAGAAUGAGAAGUUUGUGUACAAGGCACUUGAAAAGGGUGAAGAUGACCUCAAGAUACUUUAUGUGACACCUGAAAAGGUAUCAAAGAGUAAAAGAUUCAUGUCGAAGCUUGAAAAGUGUCACAAUGCUGGUCGCCUCUCUCUUAUUUCAAUUGAUGAGGCUCAUUGUUGUAGUCAGUGGGGUCACGAUUUUCGGCCUGAUUACAAGAACUUGAGCAUUCUUAAAACUCAGUUUCCCAAAGUUCCCAUGGUGGCUUUAACCGCAACUGCUACACAGAAGGUCCAAAAUGAUCUGAUAGAGAUGCUGCAUAUUCCUAAAUGCGUCAAAUUUGUUAGCAGUGUUAACAGGCCAAAUCUCUUUUACUCGGUGCGAGAAAAGUCGCUGGUUGGUAAAGCUGUGGUUGAUGAGAUCGCAGAGUUCAUACGGGAAUCAUAUUCUAACAAUGAAUCUGGAAUAGUUUAUUGUUUCUCUCGGAAGGAGUGUGAACAGAUUGCAGGAGAACUACGAGCAAGAGGGAUCUCUGCUGAUUAUUACCACGCAGAAAUGGAUGUAAAUAUGCGAGAAAAAGUUCAUAUGCGAUGGAGUAAGAACAAGUUGCAGGUCAUUGUUGGAACAGUUGCCUUCGGCAUGGGAAUCAACAAACCAGAUGUCAGGUUUGUUAUCCACCACAGUUUAAGCAAAUCAAUGGAGACUUACUAUCAGGAGAGUGGUCGUGCUGGUCGUGAUGGCCUCCCAUCUGAGUGCGUUCUCUUUUUCCGUUCGGGUGAUGUUCCCAGGCAGAGUUCCAUGGUCUUCUACGAGUAUUCUGGUCUGCAGAAUCUCUACGAUAUAGUACGAUACUGUCAGUCGAAAACAAAAUGUCGUCGAAGUGCUUUUUUCCGUCAUUUUGGAGAGCCGUCACAAGAUUGCAACGGAAUGUGCGACAACUGUGCCUUGUCAAGUGAGGUCAAGGAAGUUGAUGUAUCGGACCUAGCUAAGCUCGUGGUUUCUAUGGUGCAAGACAUGCAAGCUAAGGAUCAAAGAGUGACAAUGUUGCAGCUGGGUGACAAACUGAGAACUAAGCACAAGGAUCUAAGUGCUGAGCUAAAGAGAGAAGAGAUAGAACAUCUCGUGAUAAAACUGAUUGUUGACUCGGUAUUGAAAGAAGAAUUCCUGCACACACCAUACUCGACAAACGCCUAUGUAACAACGGGACCGUUGGCAAACCAAUUGUUGCAAGGAAGAAAGACGAUCAAAACGGAAACCUCAAGCAGACAAAUAAACAAGAAAUCGAAAAGAAGUAGUUCAUUUUCUGGAUUAGAAUCCAAGCUUGACGAGCUAAGGAAAGAGAUAUCUGCUGCUCAUGGAAGCAUGCUCCCUCACACUGUCCUCUCAACACAGCAGAUUGGCUUGAUAAGUUCCCAGAAACCAGAUUCAUUACAAGAGUUGGAGAGCAUAAUAGGAAAACUGAAAACAGACAAGUACGGAGACAAGAUUCUAGAAGUGAUGAGACAUGAUACGGUCUCUGAACAACUUGUUGAAGAUGCAACAAAGGAAGAGACAUGUAAAAGCAGAUCAAGUAAAAGAGCUAAGACACAGAAGAAUGUUGUUUUGUUAGAGAGCAGCGAAGAAGAAGAAGCUUGAUGAAUCCGGUUUGGAAAAAUUUCAGGUCGUCGGCAAACCGGUAAUACACCAUUCUUUAUGCAUUAACUAUGUACUGCGAAUUGGCGUUUAAGGGAUGCUUAAUCGAUAUACACUUGCACCUUGUUUUCCAAGUGAUAAUCAUACCAAUGAUUCUGUUUUCCACU
This is a messenger RNA of Brassica oleracea var. oleracea, 2335 nucleotides long. RefSeq names its product mediator of RNA polymerase II transcription subunit 34. Lineage: Eukaryota; Viridiplantae; Streptophyta; Magnoliopsida; Brassicales; Brassicaceae. The transcript has 20 exons. Gene Ontology annotation, molecular function: 3'-5' DNA helicase activity; ATP binding; four-way junction helicase activity. Gene Ontology annotation, cellular component: mediator complex; cytoplasm; chromosome. Bases 48 to 2171 code for a protein of 707 amino acids. Gene Ontology annotation, biological process: DNA replication; double-strand break repair via homologous recombination. The record is from RefSeq and is a predicted model, not a curated record.